ACCCGAGGGGAUGCAGUCCCUGGCUAACCGCAUAUUUACAAAAAUGCAUACAAAAUUGCUGGUAGUUGGCAAUUUGCACCAGGCAGACGCUUUGCAGGUUGCUAACAUUGUGCAGGCUGGAUUUGCAUCAGCACCACUGCACAACCCCGCCACAGGGAACUUGCUAAUCAAAAUUCUAAGCGAGCCAUUUUUUGACCAGAUUCGCAACAAGGAGCAACUCGGCUACGCAGUAAACAUAUCUUCUGUGCGGGUUGUCAAUGGGCGAAGAAUUAUCAAAUUUUCUGUGCAAGGCAAAAACAGCCCCGCGUAUAUGGCUUUGCGUGUUGACAGAUUUAUAUACAACGCUCGUCAGACAUUGCAUGAGUACAGCUCCAGAAAGUUAGCGAGACUUGUUGAGUCAAUUGUCAACACGGAAUGCGAGAAAGCCGGGAAUCCUGGAAAACAAGUUGAUGCCAUUUGGAACAAGAUAUCAUCGGGAUCAUACAAGUUUGGACAAAAAAACGAUAUAGUUAAACACUUAAAAAACGUGACUAAAGACGAUUUGCUCAUGUUCUGGGACACGCAUAUCAGCCCCAAACUUGCUCCAGCCUAUACGUUUCCCCAGCCGACAAAGCCUGAUAUGCAUUUGUAUCCAGCAGAGAUAAUUGCAUUGCAUAGCUGUCUUUAUAAUCUUGGUGCAACAUCUAUUUCUGUUAAUCGUUUGUGUGCGGCAGUCAAUCUGGCAGCCAAGAAUUGUAAUAGUGCCGACAUAUUGAUGGGUCGGCUGGAAAAGUUUCUUGAUGACAAACCCUUUUUAAACUUUACACCAGUGCUAAAAACGCAAUUGAAAACUGCUUUGGUGCUUUGCUUGGCAAAGUAAAUACUUUAAGGGUUGAAUCAUAUUGGUUGAUG
Messenger RNA from Kickxella alabastrina, 891 nucleotides. Its product is annotated as Metalloenzyme, LuxS/M16 peptidase-like protein. Gene Ontology annotation, molecular function: metal ion binding. The transcript is spliced from 3 exons. The record is from RefSeq and is a predicted model, not a curated record. NCBI's taxonomy places the organism in Eukaryota, Fungi, Kickxellomycota, Kickxellomycetes, Kickxellales, Kickxellaceae. The coding region runs from base 11 to 859 and encodes 282 amino acids.